ACCGGCCAUUUGCACAACAGGGUCGGCAAAACACGGUUUUAGUGUUGAUUAAGUGCUUGUAAAAUAAGUGAUAAAACCUUGUUUAGCUUAUAUAUGUAUGUAUGCACGUAUGUAUAUAUGUAUGUAUGUAUAUAUAUAGGGGUGUGUGUGUGUGUGUAUGUUGCACACGCAUAUCCCUCCAAAACAUUUUGCUUCAUUCCUCUUGCAGCAAGAAGAUGAUAGGUUGGGAAGAUGUUUACAAAGUGGUCGAGGCGAUGUUCCCUCUCUACGUUGCCCUAAUCUUAGGCUAUGGAUCGGUGAAAUGGUGGAAGAUAUUCAGUCACGACCAGUGCGACGCCAUUAACAGGCUGGUCUGCUACUUCACUCUCCCCCUCUUCACCAUCGAGUUCACUGCCCACGUCGACCCUUUCAACAUGAACUACCCUUUCAUGGCGGCUGACGCCCUCUCCAAGCUCCUAGUCAUGGCGGUCCUAGGGUUUUGGGCGAAGUUCAGCAGCAAAGGGAGUUACUGCUGGUCAAUCACGAGCUUUUCUCUGUGCACGCUCACGAAUUCUCUCGUGGUGGGCGUGCCCUUGGCUAGGGCUAUGUACGGAAAGCAGGCGGUUGAUCUCGUUGUUCAGAACUCGGUGUUUCAGGCCAUUGUCUGGUUAACGUUCUUGUUGUUCGUAUUGGAGUUUAGAAGGUCAGGGCUCGAGGGCGAUGGUGAGGUGGUGGACGUGGAAGGUAGGGGAGGUGAAAGGGUUGUGACGAAGAUGGAGGAGAAAUCGUUCCGUACGGUCAUGAAGGUUGUGUGGUUGAAGCUCGCCACUAACCCUAAUUGCUAUUCUUGUGUUAUUGGCAUCGCAUGGGCUUUUAUAUCUAACAGAUGGCAUAUACAAAUGCCCGGCAUAGUGGAGGGCUCCAUUUCGAUAAUGUCCAAAGCAGGAACAGGAACUGCCAUGUUCAAUAUGGGCAUUUCCAUGGCUCUUCAAAAGAAAGUGAUAGCAUGUGGAGCAAGCUUGACUGUCAUAGGAAUGGUGUUGAAAUUCGUCGCUGGACCAGCGGCCAUGGCCAUUGGUUCCAUCGUCGUUGGCCUCCAUGGCGAUGUCCUACGUGUCGCCAUUAUUCAGGCGGCUUUACCACAAUCCAUCACUUCGUUUGUCUUCGCAAAGGAAUAUGGAUUGCAUGCGGACGUCCUAAGCACAGCAGUCAUAUUCGGAAUGUUGGUAUCUCUUCCUGUGCUCAUCGGUUACUACGCAGCUCUCGAGUUCGUACGUUGAUUCAAUUAGUUAAUGAUCUUCUGUUGGGCAAGUGUUUGUAAUUCAUUUUGUUCUAAUCCCAUCAUAAUUAUAUUUAAUUAUAUCAUAUGCUCAAUUCUUGUCAUAAACCUAAUUAAAAGGAAUGA
Molecule: messenger RNA, 1384 nt
Organism: Tarenaya hassleriana
Lineage: Eukaryota; Viridiplantae; Streptophyta; Magnoliopsida; Brassicales; Cleomaceae
Product: auxin efflux carrier component 5
Exons: 5
Coding region: 102-1259 (385 amino acids)
Biological process (GO): auxin export across the plasma membrane; auxin polar transport
Cellular component (GO): endoplasmic reticulum; plasma membrane
Molecular function (GO): auxin efflux transmembrane transporter activity
Source: RefSeq, a predicted model, not a curated record